AUUUUCUUUUGUUUAAUUAGCCAUCUUUUAAUUAUAAAAUUAAAUUAAUUAUAAUAGUUAAAUAUGGGCACCGGUAUUCGAUACGAAGAUAUUUACGCAACAUGGACCUUGGCGCAAACUCUGACGGCCGCUGGUUCUAUCUCUGUACUUUAUUUAUUAAUCGUAAUCAAAUUCUUGCCGAGUUACAUGAAAAAUAGAAAACCGUACAAUUUGAAGUCAAUUAUUUUCUUAUACAAUGUUGUUCAAGUUUUACUAUCCGCAUACAAUUUCUACUUGUUUGUCGCUCAUACGUUACAAUACGGCCUAUUCCCGAGCAAAUGUUGGUAUGAGGCAAAUAUGCCGAUGAUGAAAUCAAUAUUGGAACCUAUCAUGUGGUACUUCAUAGCGAAGCAUUUAGAUUUAUUAGAUACGAUAUUCUUCGUUCUUCGCAAGAAAUUCAAUCAAGUGACCUUCCUUCACGUGUACCAUCAUUUCGUGAUGGCGACUUGGGGCUGGAUUUACUACAUAUAUUUUCCUACAGACAUUUAUCUGUUCGUUGCAAUGAUAAAUUGCUUCGUUCAUGUGAUAAUGUACACAUAUUACGCAUUGGCAUGCCUAGGACCGGAGUACGCUAAGUACAUUUGGUGGAAAAAAUAUCUUACGACCCUACAAUUGACACAAUUUCUUCUGAUCAUCUGUUACCUUGUAUAUCAGAAUAAAACGUCGCCGUGCUCUUCCUCGGAUCUACGGCAUUGGUACGGGGUCGGCAGUAUUGCUAUAUUUUUUAUACUGUUCAUGAACUUUUAUAUUAGAAGUUACUUCACAAAGAAAAUAGCAAAAGAUAAAUAAAUUAUUCAGGGAAAUGUAAAUUGUUAAUUAGUAAAAGUUUUGAUUAAACGUAUGUGUAAAAUGAA
Messenger RNA from Papilio polytes (common Mormon), 893 nucleotides. RefSeq names its product elongation of very long chain fatty acids protein 4-like. The record is from RefSeq and is a predicted model, not a curated record. Bases 64 to 828 code for a protein of 254 amino acids. Gene Ontology annotation, cellular component: endoplasmic reticulum membrane. The transcript is spliced from 5 exons. Lineage: Eukaryota; Metazoa; Arthropoda; Insecta; Lepidoptera; Papilionidae. Gene Ontology annotation, molecular function: fatty acid elongase activity. Gene Ontology annotation, biological process: fatty acid elongation, saturated fatty acid; very long-chain fatty acid biosynthetic process; fatty acid elongation, monounsaturated fatty acid.